Messenger RNA from Paramecium sonneborni, 350 nucleotides. The record is from the annotation of a GenBank genome assembly. NCBI's taxonomy places the organism in Eukaryota, Ciliophora, Oligohymenophorea, Peniculida, Parameciidae.
UUUUUAAAUUGCUUGUUUGAUUGCUUUCAUAAACAUUUAAGUAAUUUUAAAAUAAUUAUGUUGCAAUUUUCCAACAGUAAAACAUAAUAUUUACUUUUAUGGCUUAUUAUCUNUAUAAUAUUCCUUAUGAUUUUUUAUACUAUAACAAUGGUUUUUGAUGCUCAAUCACGCAUAAUAUACAUAGGAACCCUAUAAUUAUGUUUAGAAUAUUUAAAUUAAUAACAAUAAGCAAAAGGUUUUAAAAACUUGAUGACAUAUUUUAAUGACGUAUUCUUAAUUGUUUUUUUCUAUAUAUUGACUAACCAAAAAGAUAAAUCAUUUUAUUAAAUAAAAAAAUAUAUAAUAUGAAA